AAGCGAUCGAAAAGGAGCCAGAGUGCUAAACUUUUAACUCUGCCCUUGCCAAAAAAAAAAUUCAAUUCUCUACCUGCUUUACCCACAUCCCCACGCUCGCCAUUGUUGUCACCUAGGUCGCACGCCCGCCGCGGGGCGUUAUUAUGCAGAAGAAGCCACCACUGCCGUUGACGGCAUUCAUUGGCGGCCCCACGCUCAUACCCGCCUCCCAAUCGGCGACCAGUUCGAGCAGCAGCAGCAGCCUUGGCAGUGGAAUGUGCUUCCCCAGCAGUAAAAGUGGUAGUGGCAGUGGUGGUGGCACCAGCGGUGGCGGAAAUAGCGGAGAAAAACAGCGCGAUCGCCAUGGUGGCGGUGGAGGAUUGUGCGGCUGCCACAAAGCGCCCAAGUCACAUUGCAUAUCGGCGACAGGCGUCCUCCUGCUCGUACUACUCUACACCGCUAUGGGCUCCAUUAUUUUCGUCACACUGGAAGGUGAACUAGAGGACACCAGUUCGCUAGAGACGGCAGUGGCGGCGUCGAAAAAAUUUCCACGCACCGAGCUGGCCAACGAGCAAAUAAGAUCGCGUAGCUAUUACACCAACAAAACAGCGCCCCCAACAACAAUAACAACAACUAGCUUACUGUGGGGCGACCCUACUUUGGUCUUCACAGCGACGGCGCAGCAACGUAGCAACCCAAACGAACUCACUUCAACUUGA
Molecule: messenger RNA, 698 nt
Organism: Rhagoletis zephyria (snowberry fruit fly)
Lineage: Eukaryota; Metazoa; Arthropoda; Insecta; Diptera; Tephritidae
Source: RefSeq, a predicted model, not a curated record